CACGACGGGAAAUUUUUACCCAACCUUAUAGCGCAAGAAAACGUCUCCCAGUUCAUAUUUAAGCUUUUGCAGAGUUUCAGAAAAUUCAUCCGAUUAAUUUUUCAGUCUCUGCAAUUCAUCUGUUUGAAGUCUACAAAAAUCAGGAGACGAUGAUGAAAAUUGAUUUUGGUGGGCUCUAUCCCUCGGCACCUAUAAAGGGCAAUAGGGAUGAUUUGCAUGAUGAGAUUUCAGCUCCACCAUCUUUCAAGCUUCCUACUACUGUUGAUGUCUCAACUGCAUCUAGUUGGAGUUCGAGGAGUAGGAAUUCUGCUUCUGACUAUAAAUACGAUGACCAAAACCAAAGCAAUAACUGGAACCACCACAGAAGCUCCAGCAGAUCAACAAGGCAUAGAUAUGAUUCUGACAGAGAAGGGAGGACCCCGAGAGAGAGAUCCCGUGGUGAAGAAAGAGAACACAGUGCAGACUAUGGACGAAAGAGAAGUAGAUACGAAAGAGAACAAAGUGUUGCCACCUCACAUUUUUGCAUCAUGGCUCGUGUCAUUGCAGGCAGAUCUGACUGGGACAACGGACGAUGGGAAUGGGAAGAUACACCACAUCGUGAAGGCCGCAGUUCGGGAAGCAGAGACCACCGUCAUUGGCCGUCCCCCAAGUUUGUUGGGGCAUCUCCUGAUGCAAUGCUUGUUUCCCCGUGGUUGGGUGGGCGUACUUCCUCUCCUGCUCCUGCGUCUCCUUGGGACAGCUUUGCACCUUCGCCCACUUCGAUUCGAGCUUCUGGGUCCUCCGUUAGGUCUGUGGGUUCCCGAUAUGGUGGCAAGUCAAAUAAGUUCAACUCCUCUCUGGAUAAGCUUGAGAUUUUUCUUCUUUCUGUUCCCAUUUGGCUGGUUCAAGGAUGGAGAAAAUGGCGUGGAUAAAUUACCAGAAGACCAAGAUCAUGAUAUAUCAGAAAGUAUGCGGUUAGAGAUGGAGUACAAGGCUGAUCUUGCCUGGUAUGAUCGGGAAGAAGAUGGCAAUGUGUAUGGUGAUGAUAGCUUGUCAUCUUUUCUCGGUAAUGAGGCAUCUUUUCAGAAAAAGAAAAAGGAGGCUGAGCUGGCUAAAAGACUGGUACGUAAAGAUGGAAGCCAGAUCACUCUUGCACAGAGCAAGAAAUUAUCACAGAUGACUGCCGAUAAUGCUCAAUGGGAGGAUAGACAAGUGUUGAGAUCGGGAGCUGUUAGAGGAACUGAAGUGCAGACCGAGUUCGAUGAUGAGGAAGAACGAAAAGUUAUUCUUCUUGUGCAUGAUACAAAACCUCCUUUUCUUGAUGGAAGGAUUGUUUACACCAAGCAAGCCGAGCCCAUUAUGCCAUUAAAAGACCCUACAUCAGAUAUGGCCAUAAUAGCACGGAAAGGCUCGAAUUUGGUUAGGGAGAUCCAUGAAAAACAGAGCAUGAACAAGUCACGGCAACGUUUUUGGGAGCUCGCUGGUUCAAAGUUAGGUGAAAUUCUUGGGGUUGAGAAAACUGCAGAACAGAUUGAUGCAGAUACUGCUAAAGUGGGUGAAGAAGGUGAAGUUGAUUUCAAAGAGGACGCAAAAUUUGCGCAGCAUUUAAAGAAGGAUGAGGCAGUGAGCGAUUUUGCUAAAUCGAAAACGUUAGCCCAACAGCGGCAGUAUCUGCCCAUUUUCUCUGUACGAGAGGAGUUACUUCAGGUGAUCCGUGAGAAUCAAGUGGUGGUAGUGGUUGGUGAAACUGGUUCAGGGAAAACAACACAACUAACCCAGUAUCUUCAUGAGGAUGAGUACACAAGCAAUGGCAUUGUUGGUUGCACUCAGCCACGUCGUGUAGCUGCCAUGAGCGUUGCCAAAAGAGUCAGUGAGGAGAUGGAAACUGAACUUGGCAAUAAAGUUGGAUAUGCAAUACGUUUCGAGGAUGUCACUGGGCCCAACACUGUCAUUAAGUACAUGACUGAUGGUGUGCUUCUGAGGGAGACUCUCAAAGAUGCUGACCUGGAAAAAUAUCGCGUUGUUGUGAUGGAUGAAGCACACGAAAGAUCCCUAAGCACAGAUGUCCUAUUUGGCAUCCUUAAGAAAGUCGUCGCCAGACGCCGUGACUUCAAGCUCAUCGUGACAUCAGCCACCCUUAAUGCCCAGAAAUUCUCUGAUUUCUUUGGGAGUGUACCCAUAUUCCACAUCCCGGGACGAACUUUCCCGGUCGAGAUCCUCUACAGCAAAACGCCCUGCGAAGACUACGUAGAAGCUGCCGUUAAACAAGCCCUAACAAUCCACAUCACCAGCCCCCCUGGCGACAUACUCAUCUUCAUGACGGGCCAAGACGAGAUCGAGGCCACGUGCUAUGCCCUAGCCGAGCGCAUGGAGCAGCACGCCACCAAGAAAGAAAUCCCGAAGCUUUUAAUCCUCCCCAUCUACUCCCAGCUCCCGGCCGAUCUCCAGGCUAAGAUCUUCCAGAAAGCCGAAGGUGGGGCUCGAAAGUGCAUCGUGGCCACAAACAUUGCCGAGACAUCCCUCACCGUCGAUGGAAUCUUCUACGUAAUCGACACCGGUUACGGCAAGAUCAAAGUGUAUAACCCGCGCAUGGGCAUGGACGCCCUCCAAGUUUUCCCGGUUAGUCGGGCUGCGGCAGACCAGCGGGCUGGACGAGCGGGCCGCACAGGGCCCGGAACUUGCUACCGCCUCUUCACCGAAUCUGCCUACCUCAACGAGAUGCUCCCGAGCCCUGUCCCUGAAAUCCAGCGCACAAACCUCGGCAAUGUUGUCUUACUUCUCAAGUCCCUCAAGAUUGAAAACCUGCUCGAUUUCGACUUCAUGGAUCCUCCCCCGCAGGAGAAUAUCCUCAAUUCCAUGUACCAGCUCUGGGUUCUUGGCGCGUUGAGCAAUGUCGGUGAUCUAACCGACCUCGGCUGGAAAAUGGUCGAGUUCCCGCUCGACCCGCCCCUCGCCAAAAUGCUUCUGAUGGGCGAAAAACUCGGAUGCCUUAACGAGGUUUUGACCAUCGUAUCCAUGCUUUCGGUCCCGUCGGUUUUCUUCCGGCCCAAGGAUCGGGUUGAAGAAAGCGACGCUGCUCGGGAGAAAUUCUUGGUGCCGGAGUCCGAUCACCUGACGCUACUCAACGUGUACCAGCAGUGGAAAGGUAAGCAGUACAGGGGAGAUUGGUGUAACGACCACUUUUUACACGUCAAGGGGUUGAAAAAGGCUCGGGAGGUGAGGUCACAGCUGCUCGACAUACUUAAAACGCUUAAAAUCCCGCUCACAUCAUGCGGGCCCGACUGGGAUGUCCUGCGAAAGGCUAUAUGCUCGGCUUAUUUCCAUAACUCUGCUCGGCAGAAAGGUGUUGGGGAGUAUGUAAACUGUAGGAAUGGGAUGCCGUGUCAUUUGCACCCGAGCAGUGCUAUAUACGGGCUGGGGUACACUCCGGAUUACGUGGUGUACCACGAGCUGGUGCUGACGAGCAAGGAGUAUAUGCAGUGUGCGACAGCUGUCGAACCUCAGUGGCUGGCGGAGCUUGGGCCGAUGUUUUUCUCGGUUAAGGACUCGGAUACGUCGAUGCUGGAGCAUAAGAAGCAGCAGAAGCAGGAAAAGACGGCUAUGGAAGAGGAGAUGGAGAGUCUGAGGAAAGUGCAGGCGAUGAGAGAGAAGGAAGGGAAGGAGAGAGAUAGGGCCAAGAGGGAGAAGGAGCAGCAGCGGGUGUCCAUGCCUGGGUUAAAGUCGACUUAUUUGAGGCCCCCCAAGAAACUGGGUUUGNAGCCAUGGGUAUUGGGUACCUUUCUUUUUGAAGUUGCUAUGGGUUAUUUCAAGCAAAAACAGGCUUGUACUAUGUAA
This is a messenger RNA of Striga asiatica, 3813 nucleotides long. Lineage: Eukaryota; Viridiplantae; Streptophyta; Magnoliopsida; Lamiales; Orobanchaceae. The record is from the annotation of a GenBank genome assembly.